AUGGAGGGCCUGAAUACUGCCCGGCUUUCAUCAAACCGCAGCCCGUUUUUGGGGCCAGUUUCACCCGGGGAAAAUGCUCCUGCUGGGAAAGCUCCAUCCCAGGUGACGGUGAAGAGACAAGCCGUGAAGAGACACCACCACAAACACAACCUGAAGCACAGGUACGAGUUCCUGGAGACCCUCGGCAAAGGGACAUAUGGCAAAGUGAAGAAAGCCAAGGAGAGAUCCGGCAGACUGGUUGCCAUUAAGUCGAUCAGAAAGGAGAAGAUCAAAGAUGAGCAAGACCUGGUUCAUAUUCGCAGAGAAAUUGAGAUCAUGUCCUCACUCUGCCACCCGCACAUCAUCACCAUAUAUGAAGUAUUUGAGAACAAGGACAAAAUUGUGAUUGUGAUGGAGUAUGCCAGCCGAGGGGACCUGUACGACUACAUCUGUGACAAGAGGAACAUCUCUGAACGGGAGACCAGACACUUCUUCAGACAGAUUGUAUCAGCUGUGCACUACUGCCAUCAGAAUGGAAUAGUACACCGGGACCUGAAACUGGAGAAUAUUUUACUAGAUGACAACGGCAAUGUGAAGAUUGCAGACUUUGGCUUGUCGAACCUCUACCAUGGUGACGAGUAUCUUCAAACCUUUUGUGGUAGCCCUCUGUAUGCCUCCCCAGAGAUUGUCAACGGUCGGCCAUACCGUGGGCCAGAGGUGGACACCUGGUCCCUUGGUGUGCUGUUGUACACCAUGGUUCAUGGCACCAUGCCGUUUGAUGGAAACAACCACAAGGCGUUGGUUCAACAAAUAAGCACUGGAAACUAUCGGAAACCCAGCAACCCCUCUGAUGCAUGUGGGCUAAUCCGCUGGAUGCUGAUGGUGAAUCCUGAGCGCAGAGCCACAAUAGAGGAGAUAGCAGGACACUGGUGGCUCAACUGGGGAUACCAGCAGUCAUUACUGACUGAGACAAAGAGCAGUCCUGUGGAGCAGACCACCUCACCAACCUCUCCAUUAGCAUCACACCCUGCUGGGCUGGCUAGUGUUGCUAGUUGGCUGCGCCGUACAUCCAGGCCUUUACUAGAGAAUGGCUCCAAGAUGCGCUGCCUGCUCCGCUCACAGGGCGCCGGAGGAGAUGUGGUCCGGCAGCGCUCUCUGCGAAGGUCGCGGAAGGAAAACAAUGUCACCCAGACCAUUCAUGAAGUUAGCACAGACAGUCGGCCCUCUAAGGGUAUUUUAAAGAGACGCAACAGUGUGAAGCAGAAGGCAAUCAGUGAAACCCCCACUGUAGGUUCAGUAGAUCCACAGAAAAUUAUGUCUACACCAGAUAAUGCUCCUUCAGCUGCACUGCUGCCUCGCAAAGGUAUCCUGAAGAAGCCCACAGAGCAGGAGUCAGGGUACUACUCCUCGUCUCCUGAAAACAGUGACUCUGGCUGGCCACCACAAACUAAAGAGUGCCCCUCAGCACCAACCCAUAGGAAAGGCAUCUUGAAGCGCAAUGGGAAGUUCUCCUCUGGUGGGCUGCAGGAGUUCGGCUCCCUCGACCAGCUGGCAGCUUCCUUACCCCGUAGCGGCACCAGGUCAAGGCCGAGUGGGGCGAUCAGCGAGGACAGCAUUCUGUCUUCUGAGUCCUUUGAUCAGCUGGAUCUGCCGGACCAUGUAGGACCUCCAGCACAAAUGGACAAACCAGCCAAGGCAAGCAUGAGAGGGUGUGUGUCUGCUGACAACCUGCUGGACAUCAACGAAGACGGGAUCCUUGGGGACGGGCCGCUGAGGCCCUGGAACUGCUACAAGUCUGGAGUGGCUGACAGUGCCUUUUCCAUCACAGACUGUGAUAACGUAACAGAGGCUUACAAACAGGCCAUGGUUUUACGGGGCGCUGCAGCAAGCUGAAGACCAGUAGUUGGUGAAGGACCCUCAUUUAAAGACCUGUGUUCAUUCAGGAUUUUUAAAUGACUGUAAACUAAUAAGGACUUGAUAGCCAAAGUGCAUUAAGUGAAAUUACCAGCACACUGUAGUCAUUAUCAUUUUGGCUAAUUUCAGGAAUUAUCCAGUACCAAAAAGGCAGGAGGCUUCUUGUUUAACACAGAUUGUAUUCAAGAUAGUGAUUGAUAAAGCUUGAGAUUUGAAUUUGUGUAAAACAGGCUGUAAAAUAACCACAUGGCUCAGUAUUUUAUAAAAAACUUUCCUGUAGUUGAAGAUGUCCAUUUCAAAGAUUCUCAGGAGAAGAGAGCUGCUGUUGGUCGGUCAGGAGCUCUACUUUUCAACACGAGAGCUCGCUAUCAAAAGUGUAGUUGCAAAAAGUCAACCUGAAACCAAAACACUGGUCUUCAAUGUUUGCUCAGCAGUUAACUCUGUGAUAGUAAACUCAGAAACUGACACUUUAUGGUCACAAUAGGACUGUUGUUUAAACAUUGCAUAAGCCACAAAGUCAGUGUCUUUCAUUGUCAACAGGACUGUUUGAGAAAGUGUUUAUGACUUAACAGCUCCUGUGAAUUCUACCUGUGUGACCUUAUGUUUAUCUAAUAGCAGCACAGGUUCAACGUUAGGAUGGAUAUACCACAGCUUUUACUGUGCUUUACGGCGUGGGGAAAUGACAUUUCAUGGAUACCAAAGAGCAAAAUUUCCUAAUGUCAACAGACUUUCUUUGUUUGUCUUUAUUUAAAGCACCAGCAAAAAGUGCCAAGAGGACAUUUGUGUGUAACAGGGACUUCAGCUUUCAAGUUUCUUUUUUUAAUUGUUGUUUUUUUCCUCUCGAAAUGACUCGAUCUAAGUUUGGAUAAUGACUUGAAUAAUAAUCACGACACAUAUGAGUCACAUCGAGCAAAACCAGAAGAACCUGCUUUUGCUCCCAAGCCUGGGCCGAUAGAAGUGCACAGGUGGCCAUUCACCCAGUGUGCACGUGGCAGUUUCACAGUAAAGGUGGGGCUCAUUAAGUCACCUCAGAGUUUGUUUUUUUGAGUGUCACAACUGGAAAUUUGGAAAACAGUGACUUGUGUCUGAAAGUGAACCAUGAGCCCCUGCUCACUACUGUAUGCUGUGUAUAAUGUGUAACCUUUCAGCUGAAUUUUUAAGAUCAGUCAUGGAGCUCAGGUGUGUUGAACUUUAUGUUUUAAUUUAAAAUAUCCAGACACCUGGGGUGGUUGAGUAUUUCACAAAGCCGGAUUAGACGUUGAGCCAUUUAACUGUUAAAGACGUACAUGACUUAAAAAGUAAAAUCAUGUAUGUUGAUGAUGAUCAUUAAUUACGUUAUCUGGUUCCUACUCCUGCUUUAUGAAAUGCCUCCUGGUAGUCAGAGAAAUGAAAUGAGUAUGUUUGUUUCUCUAUGAGAUGUCAUGCUGCACACUGGAGUGACUUCAUUGGAUUGGCAUGCUGGCAUUGAAUUAGAACAUGCAGCCAGCACCUGAAGCAGCACUUUAUCGGACAGUCGAAACUUGAUAACCAUAUAAUUUAUCAGCUGUUCAUGAAGUAUUGAGUUAUAGUAAUAAAAGUUGCAUAAGAUAAAACACAGAGGCUGCACAACCAUGCUGUAACUGGAAUGUAAAAACUGUAUUUCAAUUAUUUAUGGUUAUUUUUUUGGGCACACUGUGAGGCUCGUCUGGAAUUUAAAGCCUAUAAAGAAGUAAGGUGGAAGUGCCUAAUUUCAGCUGGAAGUUUUUGUCAUUUCUAAUCUGUCAGUGUGACAGAUGAUGACAGGUCUGAAAUGUUAUAUUUCAUUUUUUUUGUACGCUAACAAGUGCAUUUAGGCAUUUCAUCACUGUUUUUUUGCCCUUCGUGUCCCAGAGGUUGCACAUAUGCAGGCUCUGUUAUUGUACUUUUCUUUAACAGCAACAAAAAUGUUUGCCAAAGUUACUGGGCUUAUCAUUUAUAUGACUGUGUGAUCUGCCAUGCUGUUAUGACCAGGAUGAGGAAAUCAAUAAAAAACAGAGAACUCAA
Molecule: messenger RNA, 3915 nt
Organism: Epinephelus lanceolatus (giant grouper)
Lineage: Eukaryota; Metazoa; Chordata; Actinopteri; Perciformes; Serranidae
Gene: nuak2
Product: NUAK family, SNF1-like kinase, 2
Biological process (GO): microtubule cytoskeleton organization; intracellular signal transduction; protein phosphorylation
Cellular component (GO): cytoplasm
Molecular function (GO): tau-protein kinase activity; ATP binding
Source: RefSeq, a predicted model, not a curated record